This is a messenger RNA of Ascochyta rabiei, 3045 nucleotides long. RefSeq lists its product as uncharacterized. The record is from RefSeq and is a predicted model, not a curated record. The transcript is spliced from 2 exons. Bases 1 to 3045 code for a protein of 1014 amino acids. Gene Ontology annotation, molecular function: beta-galactosidase activity. Gene Ontology annotation, biological process: carbohydrate metabolic process. Gene Ontology annotation, cellular component: vacuole. NCBI's taxonomy places the organism in Eukaryota, Fungi, Ascomycota, Dothideomycetes, Pleosporales, Didymellaceae.
AUGAAGGGCAUCCUGAAGCUUGGUGGCGCUGUCGCGCUUUCCUGUUUUGCGAUUGAAUCUGCUGCGAGAGCUGUUGGCUUCCAGCCUGAUCAAUGGAUUACUCCCUAUAAGAGGGAUGCCCUGCAGGAUAUUGUAACCUGGGAUAAGGACUCGAUUUUCGUGCAUGGCGAACGCAUCUUCCUCUACUCGGGGGAAAUUCACCCCUACCGACUCCCAGUACCCGAUCUUUACCUCGAUCUUUUCCAGAAGGUUAAGGCACUUGGAUACAAUGGUGUUUCCUUCUACGUCGACUGGGCUUUGCUCGAGGGUAAGCCUGGUGAGUACCGUGAGGAGGGUGUUUUCGACCUCCAGCCAUUCUUCGACGCAGCGUCCGAAGCCGGCAUCUAUCUAAUUGCUCGACCUGGCCCAUAUAUCAACGCAGAAAGCUCGGGUGGUGGGUUUCCCGGUUGGAUUCAGAGGGUCAACGGUACUCUGAGGACGAGGGCUCCAGAUUUCCUCGCAGCAACGGACAACUACAUGAAGAACGUCGGCAAGAAGAUAGCUUCGGCUCAGAUCACAAACGGCGGACCGAUCAUUCUUGUGCAGCCCGAGAAUGAGUACACCCAGGCCACAUCAGCGAUCAAACCCUUCCCGGAUCCCGAGUACAUGCAGUAUGUGAUCGACCAGCUUCACGAUGCUGGUGUUAUCGUGCCUUUGAUCUCAAAUGAUGCAAGCCCGAAAGGGUAUAAUGCUCCGAUUCCGACUGCUCCUGGCUAUCCAGCCGUGGUGGAUAUAUAUGGCCACGAUGGCUACCCGCUAGGCUUCGACUGCGCCAACCCGACUGUCUGGCCCAACAACGCUCUUCCAACAAACUGGCAUGACCUGCACUUGAAACAGAGCCCAAACACACCAUACUCCAUUCUCGAGUUCCAGGCUGGUAGUUUCGAUCCUUGGGGCGGACCAGGCUUCGACAAGUGCAACAUCCUCGUCAAUGCCGAAAUGGAGAGAGUCUUCUACAAGAACCUUUACAGCUUUGGUGUUACUGUCCUGAAUCUGUACAUGACCUACGGUGGUACAAACUGGGGCAACCUUGGACAUCCUGGUGGAUACACAUCUUACGACUACGCGGCUAUCAUUCGCGAAGAUCGUCGCGUGGACCGUGAAAAGUACUCAGAGCAGAAGCUACAAGCCAACUUCUUCAAGGUCAGCCCUGCGUACUUGACUGCAGCUCGAGGAAAUGCUUCCACCACCGCCUGGACCAACACUCCAGCGCUGACUGUCACGCCUGCGUUCGGCAAUACCACCAACUUCUACUUUGUACGCCACUCCAAGUACAACACUCUUGACUCGACCACUUACAAGCUCAACAUCCCCACCAAGGCCUUUGGCAACAUUACUGUCCCACAAGUGAACGGAACUUCGCUCACGCUCAAUGGACGCGACUCAAAGAUCCACGUCAGUGACUAUAGCAUUGGUGGUGCCACAAUUGUCUAUUCAACUGCCGAGAUCUUUACUUGGCACAAGUACGACGACAAGACUGUGCUCGUUGUGUACGGUGGUCCUGGUGAAACCCACGAAUUGGCUCUUGCUGUCACCGGCUUGGAGGUACUCGAGGGCGAUUUGAAGAGCAUCACCACAAGGGGUUACACUGUUCUCAACUUCAACGUCGAUGGUGGGCGAAAGGUCGCCAAGAUUGGCGUAGAGAGUAACCCCAUCUACGUCUACAUCGUAGACCGCAACGAAGCUUACAAAUACUGGGCAAUCGACCAGGCUCCCCACGACUCAUCAAGCCCUGUCAUUCUUAAGGCAGGCUCUUUGACUCGCACGGCGAAGGUCAGUGGUGAUACAUUGACUCUUACCGGAGAUCUGAACAACACCACAUCCAUUGAAAUCAUCGGCGUAGCUUCAACUGUGUCCAAGGUUACUUUCAAUGGUAAAGACGUUAGCGUCCAAGCCUCAAAGGCUGGUGCGCUGAGUGGUACUGUCGAGCUGCCCAAGGCCGACAUCAGCGUCCCAAAGCUGAACGAACUCGAGUGGAAGUACAUUGACACACUGCCGGAACUCCAGGCCGACUACGACGAUAGCAAGUGGAAAGCUGCAGACUUGAAGAAGACAUACAACUCCCUGCGACCGCUGACGACGCCUGUCUCACUCUACAGCUCUGAUUAUGGCUUCCACACCGGCACUCUGCUCUACCGCGGUACCUUCAAGGCCACCGGCAAUGAGACGACCUUCUAUGUCUGGACUCAGGGCGGAUCUGCAUUCGGCUCCUCUAUCUGGAUUGGUGACCAGUUCCUGGGGUCAUGGACAGGAUACGACAAAGCAACCAACGGGAACUCGACUGUCACCCUUCCCAACUUGUCGGCCGGCAAGGAGUAUACCAUCACUGUUGUCAUCGACAACCAAGGUCUCGAUCAGACCUGGACCAUCGGCACUGAGACCGGCAAGAACCCUCGUGGUAUCUUGAACUACAAACUCGCCGGCCACAGCCAGUCCGAUGUUUCCUGGAAGCUUACCGGUAACCUUGGCGGCGAGGACUACGUCGACAUCUCACGCGGUCCGCUGAACGAGGGCGGCCUGUUCGCCGAACGCAACGGUCUUCAUCAGCCUGGAGCUUUGUCUGCCAACGUCAGCUGGAAGGCCAGCAAAGGCCCUGUCACAGAUGGCAUUCCCGCCCCCGGCAUUGGUUUCUUCGCCACCGAGUUCGACCUCGACUUGCCUAAGAAUUUUGACAUCCCCGUGAGCUUUACAUUCACAAAUGGUACAAGCAGCAACAGCACUGGCUCGGGAUCCAGUGUCUCGGCAUACAGGGUGCAGCUCUACGUCAACGGAUGGCAGUACGGUAAAUACGUCAACAACGUCGGACCUCAGACCAACUUCCCCGUGCCAGAAGGUAUCUUGAACUACCGCGGAACUAACUACCUUGCUAUCUCGCUGUGGGGCCUCGACGCUGGUGCUACAAAGAUUGCAGGCUUGGAGCUCGUUGUUGAUGGCGAGGUCUGGGGUGGGGUGGAAGUAGGUGUUGUAGAAGGACAGAAGUAUGAGGCGAGAGAGGGCGCAUACUGA